Molecule: messenger RNA, 774 nt
Organism: Necator americanus (New World hookworm)
Lineage: Eukaryota; Metazoa; Nematoda; Chromadorea; Rhabditida; Ancylostomatidae
Exons: 2
Coding region: 1-774 (257 amino acids)
Source: RefSeq, a predicted model, not a curated record
AUGGACACGAUAACGAAGGAAAUCCAGAAGCAGCAUCUGUGGACUCUACUCUUUGCCGACGAUGUCAUGCUCGCGUCGGAGUCUCGAGAUGAUCUUCAGAAACAAGUACAGUCUUGGAAGGAUCAGCUGCGGCAACAUGGAUUGCGUCUCAACACAUCAAAAACUGAGUACAUGGAGUGCGGACCAAGGAUAGAGGAUGGUUCAAUUCGUGUCGAUGGCACCGAAUUAAACAAGGUGAACUGUUUCAAAUACCUUGGAUCCAAAGUGACUUCCACAGGCGACAUUGAUCAAGAAGGUCGAGCACGUGUUAAUACGGCAUGGAUGAAAUGGAAAAUGACAACAGGGGACGGUUGUGCGUCCUGUUGCUCUUUACGGAUGCGAGUGCUGGCCGACGACGAAAGCCUUGGAAAGAGUGCUGCACGCUAUGGAGAUGCGGAUGUUGAGGUGGACGAUAGGUGUAACGCUAAAAGAGAAUCCAACGACACUGUACGUUCCAUUUUCGGCGUCGUCCCGAUAACUGAGAAGAUGAAGGAGGCGCGGCUGAGAUGGUUUGGUCACGUCUUGCGGCGGGAGGAAGAUUCUGUUGCCAAAACCGCUCUGAAGCUCGACGUUUCAGGAGUGAGGCCGCGUGGGAGUCCAAAGAUUCGCUGGUUAGACCGUGUGAAGCUGGAUAUGAUAGAUGCACGUUUGCGUACGGCUGAUGCAAUGGAUAGAACGAAAUGGAAGACAAGAAGCAGAAAAGCGGACCCUGCAACAACGUGGGACAAACGUUAG